Messenger RNA from Bombus terrestris (buff-tailed bumblebee), 2998 nucleotides. It is a transcript of the gene ago, whose product is annotated as F-box/WD repeat-containing protein 7. Gene Ontology annotation, molecular function: ubiquitin binding. Bases 468 to 2414 code for a protein of 648 amino acids. NCBI's taxonomy places the organism in Eukaryota, Metazoa, Arthropoda, Insecta, Hymenoptera, Apidae. Gene Ontology annotation, cellular component: nucleus; cytoplasm. The record is from RefSeq and is a predicted model, not a curated record. The transcript has 9 exons. Gene Ontology annotation, biological process: proteasome-mediated ubiquitin-dependent protein catabolic process; ubiquitin recycling.
UUCUGGAUUUUUAUGUUUGUGAAAAAUAUGGUAUAAUUCAUACGUAUCACAGGACAGCAAUGAAUAUGCGGCUUAUAAACGGGAACGCAUGUGCAACAGCUACCUGUCUACGAAGCACCGAGUCCGAAGAGAUAAAAACCUCGGAGCUACCGAGAGCUACCGAUGGAUCUUUUUCUGUGUUUAUACCUAUUACUUAUUUUUGUUUCAACAUUUGUGUUGGCCUAAAUCUUUAGCCCAAAAAAUAACUUUAUUCUAUUCUAACCUAUCAAAAUACCGACAUACGAAAAAUGCGUACCGCCACCAUAUGAUAGAAACAGUAAUCGAAACUAAGAAACUUGGAUCAUCGUCGUAUAGUAGUUUUACAAUAAGGAAGCCACUGAGGAAAAACGUUUGAUCUAAGCUAUGUUCCAAAUGUAACUUGGUUUUAGGAUUCGUCUAAGAUAAUAUAUAUUGGACAUAAGCCAGUGAUGUCUGUCCCUUCUUCAUCGUCUAAUAAAAUAACUGAUAAUAAACCAGGUGGUACAAGUCCAAGUCCUAUAGAGGGCAUUGAAGGUGUUCCAGGACCUAGUUCUUUAGAACCUAUGCAUUCUCUAUUAGCACAAGAUGAAGAAUCAGAGGAUUACGGGGAAGAUGCUGAAGAAGAUGAAGAUGACAGUAGUGAAGAAGAAAGUGAAAUCAGUGAUACAGGAAUAUUUUGCGAUGCAGAGUGUGAACCUGAUCUUGGUAGUAAUACAUGUUCGCUUUCAUCAUCUCAACCACAAUCAUUUUCACAACGAGUACAUAGUCCCAUUUUACAUACCUGCGUUCCUUUGGAUGUUGUUCAGCCACAAAGGAAGCGCAAAAGUGAUACUGAAUCUAGUUUACCUUGUAAGAAACUUAAUCCAGAGGACAAAUCCCAUUCGAUGAUUGUUAAGAAAUUGGAUGAUAAAAGUAAACAUAUGAGAUGUGUUAUUCCAACGAAAGAUAAUCCUCCGCCAGAAAUGAGUAAUUGGCUUCUUCAGUUUCAGAGAUGGUCAAAUGCAGAGAGAAUGCUUGCUAUAGAUGAAUUAAUUGAACGGUGUGAACCAACACAGGUACGACAUAUGAUGCAGGUUAUUGAACCUCAAUUUCAAAGGGACUUUAUAUCGUUGUUGCCAAAAGAGUUGGCUUUGUCGGUAUUAGCUUUCCUAGAACCCAGGGAUCUCUUACGUGCCGCUCAAACAUGCCGUAAUUGGCGAUUUCUUGCGGACGAUAAUCUACUAUGGAAAGAGAAAUGCAGAGCAGCUGGUAUAGAAGAUUUGAAGGAUCUGCCUCAAAUAAAACGUAAGAAUGGUAGAAAUUCCGGUAAUUGUUCAUCCCCAUGGAAACAAGCAUAUAUGAGACAACAUAAUAUAAAAAUGAAUUGGAGAACGAAACCUAUUCGUACACCAAAGGUUUUAAAAGGACACGAUGAUCAUGUCAUUACUUGUCUUCAGUUCUCUGGUAAUCGUAUAGUAAGUGGUUCUGAUGACAAUACUCUUAAAGUAUGGUCCGCCGUUACAGGCAAAUGUUUAAGAACAUUAGUUGGACAUACUGGUGGUGUAUGGUCUUCUCAAAUGUCCGGUACUACUGUAAUUAGUGGUAGUACAGAUCGUACUUUGAAAGUAUGGAAUGCUGAAACUGGUCUGUGCAUUCAUACUUUAUAUGGACAUACAUCAACGGUGAGGUGUAUGCAUCUACAUGGUAAUAAAGUAGUCAGUGGUAGUAGAGAUGCGACUUUAAGGGUGUGGCAAGUGGAUACUGGCGAAUGUUUACACGUGCUUGUGGGCCAUUUGGCAGCUGUUAGAUGUGUGCAAUAUGAUGGAAAAUUAGUAGUCAGUGGAGCCUACGAUUAUAUGGUUAAGGUUUGGAAUCCAGAACGCGAGGAGUGCCUUCAUACUUUACAAGGACAUACAAAUCGUGUUUAUUCUCUCCAAUUUGAUGGUGUACAUGUUGUUAGCGGUUCUUUGGAUACAAGCAUAAGAGUAUGGGAAGUUGAAACUGGUGCAUGUAGACAUACAUUAAUGGGACAUCAGUCGCUCACUUCUGGAAUGGAAUUGCGCAAUAAUAUCUUAGUAUCUGGAAAUGCAGAUUCAACUGUUAAAGUAUGGGAUAUUGUUAGUGGUCACUGCCUUCAAACCUUGUCUGGUCCAAAUAAGCAUCAGUCUGCUGUCACUUGCCUUCAGUUCAACAGCCAUUUUGUAAUUACUUCAUCGGAUGAUGGUACAGUUAAACUGUGGGAUGUUAAAACUGGGGAUUUUAUAAGAAACUUGGUCGCUUUGGAAAGCGGCGGAAGUGGUGGUGUUGUGUGGAGGAUACGUGCAAGUGAUACAAAACUGGUGUGUGCAGUAGGUAGCCGUAACGGAACGGAGGAGACCAAACUUCUCGUUCUCGAUUUUGAUGUAGAGGUAAAAUAGUGCACUUUUCAGUGGAUAAAACUGCCCUCUUCUACGACCUCUGUACAUACUCUAACUAGGUAGCAUAACCAAUCUACUGUACAAUGAUACAUGUAUUACAUGGUGUGAUUGUGAUAAGAAUGUAUGUCGAAAAUUUGAAGAGAGAUCGUAAAAAGUCAGACACUGAAUCGGUAGUUGUUAUAAAUGAUCUCCAAAGUGGUAGAACAUUUAAACCGAAGGCAUUAAUUAUAUUAAUUAUGGAGUGUAUUAAUCGUGGUGUACAAAUAUGAGAUUUUAAAGACUCAACAAAUUAUGGAGAACGAGGAGCUUAUAAAUGUAUUACUGUAUUACUGCUGUUAUAAAAUUUAAAAGAAAUCGCUAGUAAUUUACAUGGGAGAUAGCCCACUAUGAACAUUAACUCCACAUAACGAUUUGUAUGGGCGUUUAGGAAAGUAUUUUUAAAUUACAGAAAAAGAAAAAUUUCGUACCAUAUUUGUCAAGCUUAUAGACAAAAAAAUUGCUUAAAGAAUCUCACAUUUUGAAAAAAAAAGAAACAGAAAAGGAAGAAAAAAAUAAAUAAAAGAUCUAAAUAAAAGGAAUGAAAA